AUGUGGUCGUCUUUCACGGUUGCGAUAAAGCCGUUGCUGGUCACGAGCAUAUGCCUAAUCCAGUCUAUUCAAUGUCUAAAGACUGUUGAGAUCCCCUUCACCCGCAUGGCCGACCCUAACAGCAACUUCGUUGCAUCGAUGCAAAUCUCGGUUGGAUCUCCACCGCAACAAGUUUUGGCGAUCUUCGACACAGGGAGCAGUGAUCUCUGGGUUCCUCAGCUCAACAGCCGCCUAUGCAAAGACCGCUUGGCAACAUGCACCGCCAGCAACGGCAGGAACUCUAGCGUCUCAGGUGCAUUUGAUAACGCCAAAUCAACUACCUUUAAUGCCAAUCGCUCUCCGUUCGAGGCUACGUACGCGAAUGGUGUUGAAAUUCAAGGAACCUUCAUGUCAGAAUCAGUCACGGUCGGCAACACAUCGAUCUCAAAUAACACUAUGGGAUUGGGUCAGACUGGCAAGCUGACAUCACCCCUGAUUGCCAUCCUGGGCGUCGGCCCCUCGAGCUCAGAGGCGUCCGUUCUCGCCAAUAAUGCUAAGCCGUACACGAACUUUCCAGAAAAUCUCAAAGCCCAGGGGCUCACCAAGUCGCUGGCUUACAGUGUAUACUUGAAUGAUUUCAGGUCGCCUACUGGAAGCGUCGUGUUUGGCGGGAUGGACACUGCCAAGUUCACAGGACAAAUGCAGAUGAUCCCUCUCGUUGGACAGAAGCUAUUCAAAUCGAAUGACUUCAUCGUGCCUUGGACUUCCUUCUCCUUCUCGGCAGACAAGAAUGCCAAACCAACUGCAAUUGGGGGAAACAACUUCCCACCCGUCCUCGUUGAUACUGGCAACCCAUCCUUAUCCUUCCCACCAAAGAUAUUGGAUCUAAUCGGACCGGCUAUCAAUAUCCAAACACUACAGGAUGGAACGAAGGCAUUGAAGUGCAGCAGCGGCGAUUCGGGUGCCAAGUUCAACUUCGAGUUCCAGACGGCCAAGGUCGAGGUCCCUCUGUCGAUGAUCUUCAUCCCCCUCAUGAAGAACGGGGCACCCGUCACCGACAAGAGUGGCAGUUCCCUGUGCACACUUCCGUUAGAACCCAUUGACAGUAACGUAGCAUCUUUUGGUGCGCCUAUGCUUUCGGCUGUGUACACGGUCUUUGAUCUUGAGAACAAACAGCUCGGAAUGGCACAGGCUAAACUAAACGAGUCAGCAUCAAACAUCGAGGAAUUUGUGCCAGCCAACCCAUCGAAGGGAACAGCCAAACGGCCACAAGCGCAAAGUGUGACAAACCCGCCGACAUCUUUUGGCAUCAGAUCCAACCAGCUUGCCAUAAAACAGACUCACGAGGAUAUGUCUCCCGCGUCAUCGAUUCACGAUCCAGGCGAAAGCCAGCCGCUCCUCUCGAGGCAUCGACGACGCACCGGCACAUUCCAACUGCCAUCAUUCAAUGGCCAGCGACUCGUGUCGCCCCUAUCCAUGCGACGUGCCUCCCUACAGGAGGUUCACCCACAUCACGAAGACGUCGAGCCAGUACUGCCGGCCGCGCCAGUCGCCGCCCACCAAGAGACGCGCCUACACAAGCCGCAAUGGGCGCUUAGUGACAGGCCACCAAACACAUGGGCCCAAAUCCGUCAUUACUGGCGGGAGGAAUUUGCUGAAUUCUGGGGUACCUUCAUGAUCUUGCUCUUUGGAGCAGGUGUGGAAUGCGAGACGCGUCUGAAUUACCAGUCGGCCGACAUCCGCGAAAAUGCUGGUGACUUUUUGCAGUGCCGCCUGGCCUGGGCCGCCGGCGUGGCUAUGGCCGUAUGGAUGUCCGGUGGCGUAUCAGGUGGACACUGCAACCCAACCGUGACAGUUGUCCUCGCCCUUUUCCGCGGCUUCCCCUGGCGCAAAGUGCCCGGCUUCUUGGCUGCGCAGGUCUUGGGUGCUACCUUCGCCAGUCUUGCCGUCUAUCUGAACUACUCCACCAGCAUUGCAGAGUACGAGGGCGGCGCUGCCCGCACUUUGAUCGGGGAACAUGCCACUGCCGGUCUCUUCUUCACCUUUCCCAAGUCUGGACUUCCUUAUGCCGGCGCCUUUUACACCGAGUUCCUUGCCUCGGCCGCGCUGGUGGCUAUCGUGUUUGCUCUGGCUGACAAGAACAACCUAUCGCCGCCAAAGGGCACGCAACCCUUUGCUAUGUUCUUGGCUUUGCUGGCCAUCGGCUCCGCCUUGGGCAUUAACACUGGGUACGCCAUGAAUGGUGCCAGAGAUACUGGUCCACGUAUUGCGUUGGCUAUCGUUGGCUAUGGCUCGGAUGUCUUCACUCAUGACUCUUACUACUGGCUGUGGGCGCCUUGGGCUGCUGCUAUUGUUGGUGGUAUCGCGGGUGCUUGCGUGUAUGAUGGAUUCAUCUACACUGGGCGUGACUCUCCGUUCAACAUCCCGAGGAAGGAAGAUGACUGA
Molecule: messenger RNA, 2424 nt
Organism: Colletotrichum lupini
Lineage: Eukaryota; Fungi; Ascomycota; Sordariomycetes; Glomerellales; Glomerellaceae
Product: MIP family channel protein
Exons: 4
Coding region: 1-2424 (807 amino acids)
Biological process (GO): glycerol transmembrane transport; proteolysis; water transport
Cellular component (GO): plasma membrane
Molecular function (GO): aspartic-type endopeptidase activity; water channel activity; glycerol channel activity
Source: RefSeq, a predicted model, not a curated record